UUCUUGAAGGUGUAAUUGAAGUACACUAACUGCACAUGUUUUAAAGUAUACAAAUUGCUGGAUGGAUAUAUACCUUUGGAACCAUCACCACACUCAAGGGUAAAGGCAGCAGUAAUGCUGACACUGGCGAGCAAACUGAAGCGGGAUGAUGGUCUCAAAGGGUCCCGGACGUCAGCCACAGCCUCUGACUCCACUCGGAGGGUGUCUGUGAGAGACAGGCUGCUCGUUAAAGAGGUUGCAGAACUUGAAGCUAACUUACCUUGUACAUGUAAAGUGCAUUUUCCUGAUCCAAACAAGCUUCAUUGCUUUCAGCUAACUGUAAGCCCAGAAUUUUUUGUUUUGUUUUGUGUUUUUUUGAUAGAUGAGGGUUACUACCAGGGUGGAAAAUUUCAGUUUGAAACAGAAGUUCCUGAUGCAUACAACAUGGUGCCACCCAAAGUGAGAUGCUUGACCAGGAUCUGGCACCCCAACAUCACAGAGACGGGCGAGAUAUGUCUGAGUUUACUGAGGGAACAUUCGAUCGAUGGCACUGGCUGGGCUCCCACGAGGACAUUAAAGGAUGUUGUUUGGGGAUUAAACUCUUUGUUUACUGAUCUUCUGAACUUCGAUGACCCACUGAAUAUCGAGGCUGCAGAGCAUCACCUGAGGGACAAGGAGGACUUCCGGAACAAAGUGGAAGACUACAUUAAGCGGUACGCCAGAUGAUAGGAGGGGCGCCUGCAGCGCGGACUGUGCUAGAGGGUCGUCUUCAGCUCUCGAGGGGGCCUCCAUCCCAGUCCUCGCGCUCCCGCAGACCCACUGGCUCUGCUGGGUCCUGUGACAUGUCCUGCGGAGGAACCUCUUCAUGACUGCCCAUUGUAGACAGAGAGUUCCGCAUAAAUACAGCAAGAAAAUGAGUUUGGGCUCUAAAGAGUUGUCUGCUUACCUUAACAUGUUUACUUUGUGAACCUGUACUGUAUAGGCUGAGGAAAUGCUUGAGAAGUUGUAAUGAACUCAGAAUCGGAGCUUGCUUCUUACCUUCCCCCAAAUCACUUCCCUGCACAGCAAUGCCAAUGACCUGCCAAGAACUGGCAGGUGGGCGGUCCCAAGCCCGCUGCAAACUGUGAUUGGAUGCGCAGUCUCUUAUCUCCUCCCACGAAUGUCAGCCCUGCCUCAGUGUCUGAGGCUUCCCAGAAUGCAGUCAUUCACUGUAGAUCUCUUACUGAAAUGCGUAUUUUAUUUAAUGUAAGUAUAUUUUGGAACAGAUUUGUAAUUUGUACAAUUUAAUGCUUUAAUUAUUUUUUUCUAUUCUCCUUUAGUUUGUAUUUUCAUUGUAUAGAGCAGACAGAAAGAUGUUGGGUCAAGCAAUUAUUGAAGAGAAAUACAAAGAAAAUAUGAAAGACAUUAUUCAUUCUGUCCAA
This is a messenger RNA of Myotis davidii, 1400 nucleotides long. It is a transcript of the gene UBE2F, whose product is annotated as ubiquitin conjugating enzyme E2F (putative). The record is from RefSeq and is a predicted model, not a curated record. Gene Ontology annotation, cellular component: nucleus. NCBI's taxonomy places the organism in Eukaryota, Metazoa, Chordata, Mammalia, Chiroptera, Vespertilionidae. Gene Ontology annotation, biological process: protein neddylation. The transcript is spliced from 10 exons. Gene Ontology annotation, molecular function: NEDD8 transferase activity. The coding region runs from base 115 to 705 and encodes 196 amino acids.